Messenger RNA from Cataglyphis hispanica, 4192 nucleotides. It is a transcript of the gene GluProRS, whose product is annotated as bifunctional glutamate/proline--tRNA ligase. Gene Ontology annotation, molecular function: glutamate-tRNA ligase activity; ATP binding; proline-tRNA ligase activity. Lineage: Eukaryota; Metazoa; Arthropoda; Insecta; Hymenoptera; Formicidae. The record is from RefSeq and is a predicted model, not a curated record. Bases 110 to 4072 code for a protein of 1320 amino acids. The transcript is spliced from 13 exons. Gene Ontology annotation, biological process: translation; prolyl-tRNA aminoacylation; glutamyl-tRNA aminoacylation. Gene Ontology annotation, cellular component: cytoplasm; aminoacyl-tRNA synthetase multienzyme complex.
UCUCUAUGGUGUUAAACCAUAUGCCAUGCCAUAUGUGGAGUGUGGUUCGUCGAUGCACGUGUAUCUUUAUUUGUUAAAGUGAAAAGUUUAGAAAAAGAGCGCGGUAAUAAUGGUACUUUCGCUAACAAUUGAUUCCAAGUCUCCUGAGAUAGAAUUACUGAUAGUGACUGAGAUAAUUCGAACUGAAAAUGAGACAGAUAUAGGUAUAACAUGGAAAGAUUUAAAGGAAGAUUAUUCUUCCUUAUAUGAUAAUGACACAUUAUUAGCACAAUGUAGUUAUGGCAUUAAUCGAUAUCUUGCAAGAACAAUAAAUAUUGGACUUUAUGGUGGUACUUCUCCUUGUGAAAAAACACAAGUUGAUCAUUGGAUAUCAUUUGCCAUUGAAAAAUUGGCUGAUAUAUCAAAGACAAAGGAUAAUUUGAAUUAUCUUGAUCAUAUAUUAUUAACACGCACAUGGCUAGUCAACAAAAGUUUAACAUUAGCCGAUAUUCAUGUAUUUUGUGCUUUGUUAAGCCAACAGUACAUAAAACAUUAUGGAAAAAGUUAUGAUAACAUUACUAGAUGGUAUAAGCAUAUGGAAUUACUUUGUUUUGUUAAGAAUGCAUUGUUACUCGUAGAAAAAUCUACGUCUUCUCAAACAAAAGAUUUAAUAAAAGAACGAAAAAAUGAAAAGAAAGAACCAAUUGCUAAAGAAACAAAAACAAAGAAACAGGAGGGUAAAUUUAUUGAUCUACCUGGAGCUGAGAUGGGCAAAGUAGUGGUAAGGUUUCCACCUGAAGCAAGUGGUUAUCUUCACAUUGGUCAUGCCAAAGCGGCUCUUUUAAAUCAGUAUUAUGCUGAGACUUUUCAAGGGGAACUCAUUAUGAGAUUUGAUGACACCAAUCCGGCAAAGGAAACUGUAGAAUUUGAAGAAGCUAUAUUGGAAGAUUUAAAAUUAUUACAAAUUAAACCUCAUAGAUUUACGCAUACCUCGGAUUACUUUGAGAUAUUAGAAGGAUAUUGUACUAAACUAAUCGAAAAUGGUAUGGCAUUUGUGGAUGAUACACCAGCGCAUAUUAUGAAAGAACAACGCGAUCAAAGACAGAAAUCUAAAAACAGAACUAACUCUAUUGAUACAAAUCAUCAGUUAUGGAAUGAAAUGAGACGUGGUACCUCGCGUGGUCUAGAAUGUUGCGUUAGAGCAAAGAUAGAUUACGAGUCAACAAAUGGAUGCAUGCGCGAUCCUACAAUUUAUCGUUGCAAACUAGAACCUCAUCCACGUACUGGAAGCAAGUACAAGGUGUAUCCUACUUAUGAUUUUGCCUGUCCAAUUGUUGAUGCUAUUGAGAAUGUUACUCACACUCUGCGUACAACAGAGUAUCACGACAGAGAUGCUCAAUUUUAUUGGAUAAUCGACGCCUUAGGAUUGCGUCGUCCGUAUAUAUGGGAAUACUCACGUUUAAACAUGACUUAUACAGUAUUGUCCAAACGGAAGUUGACGUGGUUUGUAAAUGAAGGUUUAGUCGAUGGAUGGAACGAUCCGCGAAUGCCGACUGUGAGAGGUAUUCUGAGACGGGGAAUGACAGUCGAGGGUUUGAAACAAUUCAUCAUCGCGCAAGGUAGUUCUAAAUCUGUAGUCUUCAUGGAAUGGGAUAAGAUAUGGGCUUUCAACAAGAAAGUCAUUGAUCCGAUCGCUGUCAGAUAUACUGCACUGGAUUACGAGAAAUUGGUAACAGUUAAUGUAGUAGAUGCUAAGGAAGGGUGGUUGGAAGUGCAAAAUCAUCCUAAAGAUCCCUCCAAAGGUACCAAACAAGUGCGAAUAAGUCCUAAAAUAUUGAUAGAAAGAGAUGACGCUAAAGAAUUAGUUACGGGACAGAAUGCAACCUUCAUCAAUUGGGGUAAUUUAAUGAUAGAAGAGAUACAUACAGACCAGUCUGGUAAUAUUAUAGACGUGAAAGCGCGAUUAAAUCUGACGGACAAAAAUUACAAAAAAACGUUAAAGAUUACAUGGAUAGCUGCACCAUUGGAGGAAUAUGAAGACACUCAAGAAGAUAAACUACAGUUAAAUCCUACAAUAAAUUGUUAUGCUGUUUACUUUAAUCAUAUUCUGAAUGUAUCAGUCUUGGACAAAGAUAACGAUUUUAAAAACUUUGUUGCUAAGGAUACAAGGAAAGAAGUUAAAAUGUGGGGUGAAGCAGAAAUGAAACGUAUAAAGAAGGGAGAGAUAAUUCAGCUUCAGAGAAAGGGCUUCUUUAUUUGUGAUGUUCCGUAUGCACCUAUAAGUCCUUACUCAUUGCGUGAACAACCUGUUAUAUUGUUCCAUAUACCAGACGGACACACAACAACGCCUUCUAUUACGCCUACUAUAUCACACAAACAAUCGGGAGAUAAUACACAGCGCAAAAAAACAAAUGAAACAACUACGGAAAAUGAGAAAACUAAAUUAAAAAAAUCAGGUCAGAAUUCUGACAAAAAAAAAUUUACUGAAGAAAUAGAUUUACCACGAAAGAAAAUGAAAGAAAAUGCAAAAAGCGCGACCAAUAAGGAUAUAGAUUCAGGUAAAACGGGCACAAGAUUAGGAUUGGAAGCGAAGAAGGAAGAAAACUUCUUCGACUGGUACUCGCAAGUUAUCACAAAAAGUGGUAUGAUUGAAUAUUACGAUGUAUCCGGCUGUUAUAUUCUUCGUCCGUGGAGUUUUGCGAUUUGGAAGGUAAUAAAAGAGUAUAUCGACAAAGAGAUAACAGCGCUCGGUGUUCAAGAGUGUUAUUUCCCAAUUUUCGUGACUCGUGGGGUGUUAGAGAAAGAGAAAACGCAUAUAGCGGAUUUCGCGCCGGAAGUCGCAUGGGUAACAAAAUGCGGCGAGUCGGAUUUGGCAGAGCCUAUAGCUAUACGACCGACUUCGGAAACUGUCAUGUAUCCAGCUUACGCCAAAUGGCUGAGAUCGGACACCGAAUUACCGCUCAAGCUCAAUCAGUGGAAUAACGUUGUGAGAUGGGAAUUUAAAGAUCCUAAACCAUUCUUACGCACCAGAGAAUUUUUGUGGCAAGAGGGCCAUACCGCAUUUGCUACCAAGGCGGAAGCGGAGGAGGAAGUAUUGACUAUCUUAGAUAUGUAUGCCAAGGUUUACGAGGAUUUAUUGGCGGUCCCUGUUAUCAAAGGUCGCAAAACUGAAAAGGAGAAAUUUGCGGGAGGCGAUUAUACGACUACCGUCGAGGCGUUUAUUUCGACCAGCGGUCGCGCGAUACAAGGAGCAACGAGUCACCAUCUGGGACAGAACUUUUCCAAGAUGUUUAACGUUCAAGUGGAAGGUAUCGCGGAAGGAGACGAAAAGACAUUUGUUUAUCAGAAUUCUUGGGGCUUAACUACACGGACGAUCGGAGUCAUGAUAAUGGUACACGGAGAUGAUAAAGGUUUAGUGUUACCACCAUGUGUAGCAUCUAUACAAGGUAUUGUUAUUCCUUGUGGUAUAACUGCAAAUAUGUCUACGAUGAAGAAAGAGUUACUUCAAGGCGAAUGCGUCAAGUUAGUCGAUGAAUUGAGUAAAGACGGCAAAUUUAGAGUGAAGGGUGAUUUUAGAAAUAAUCGAACACCUGGAUGGAAGUUCAACCAUUGGGAGCUUAAAGGCGUACCAGUGAGAAUCGAAUUAGGCCCGAAAGAUAUGGAGAAGAAUGAAGUAACAUUCGUACGAAGAGAUAAUUUACAAAGAACAACUGUUAAGAGAGAAAUGGUAGCUACAUCAUUGGAUUGCUUGUUAAAAGAUAUACAAGCACAGCUGUUGUCCAGAGCUAGAAAGAAUCUCAUCGCUCAUAUCAAGCAAGUAGAAAAUUGGAGCGAUUUCGGUGCCGAGCUUAAUAAAAAGAAUUUAUUACUAUCACCUUUUUGCGGCGAAUCAACGUGUGAGGAUAACAUUAAAGCAGACAGUACAAGAGAGGGCGAUAGCGGUGAUGAACUUGGAGCAUCAAUGGGCGCUAAAAGUCUUUGUAUACCAUUUGAACAGCCAAAAUUGACAAAACCACUGGAUGAGAUAAAUUGUAUUCAUCAUAGUUGUAAAAACAAAGCAAAGUUUUAUACACUUUUCGGGCGUAGCUACUAAAACAUAGAUAAAAGAGAUGUUCGUUUAUUAUAUAUUAUAAUUUAUAAUUUGUAUACAACAACAAGGUUUGUUGGAAUGGACUUUCUAAUGUGAGUAAAAUAUGGAAUUUAUAUAAUUCAA